Lytechinus variegatus (green sea urchin) is the source of this 3353-nucleotide messenger RNA. Its product is annotated as sialin-like. Gene Ontology annotation, molecular function: transmembrane transporter activity. The record is from RefSeq and is a predicted model, not a curated record. The transcript is spliced from 9 exons. Lineage: Eukaryota; Metazoa; Echinodermata; Echinoidea; Temnopleuroida; Toxopneustidae. The coding region runs from base 140 to 1354 and encodes 404 amino acids. Gene Ontology annotation, biological process: transmembrane transport; monoatomic anion transport.
UUAUUAUUAUUUUUUUUGCAUAACUUUUUAGCGAUACUCUACCUACCGCGCCGAGAUCAGAAAAAGGUGAAGUGAAGGACCCCAAAACAACCGGUGUUAUCAUUUCUAGAUUUGGAGACUACAAACCACUACCAAUGUCAUGAUGAAGAUCAGUAAGUCAUUCAGGAUAGUGGCCCUCUGUUCGCUGGCUAACUUCAUCAAUGCUGCUGAUCGUGUCAUCAUGCCUAUAGCCAUAGUACCCAUGUCGGAUGUCUAUCGGUGGAACAUGUCACUGCAGGGAUGGAUCCUCAGUGCUUUUGCCUAUGGGUACAUCAGUAGUCAGAUCAUCGGUGGAAAGGCAGCUCAGAAGUUUGGUGGGAAGCUGACAUUGGGGGUAGCUGUCGCUGUAUGGUCGUUAUCAACUUUUCUGACCCCGGUUAUUGGAGGCUCUUUUACUGUACUGGUGAUGUCUAGAAUGAUACUUGGUUUUGCUGAAGGGUUCUGCUUACCAACAAUCUUCCAUAUCUUCGCUCAUAAUGUCCACACUGAUGAGAGAUCAAAGUCAUUUGGCUACCUCGUAGCUUUGGGAUCUAUGGGACAGACAGUCGCUGCAGUUAUCUGUCCUCGUCUCUCCUGGUCGAUGAUGUUCUAUGUGUUUGGAGCCAUUGGGCUAGUCUGGGUUUUAAUCUGGAUUAUGUUCUAUCCAAAAGAUACACCAGAUGAUGAUCCACAGAUGCUUCUCUUGCCAAAGGUUGAUACAACAAACAGUGUUUAUUGGAUGAGUUACAUCUCCCACCGGUCUCUAUGGGCCAUCUACAUAGCACACUUUGCCAUGAACUGGUCAAACUACAUUGUGUUGUCAUGGUUACCUACAUAUUUACAGAGGCAUCUAGGAGCAAAUAAACAAGAUGUCAGUUUCACAGCAUUGCCCUAUGUCAUGAAUUCAUUAGUUGGUGUUGCUGCUGGUCACUACGCCGACUAUCUCAUCUCUCAGAAGCACUGGACGACAUUAUCGGUGAGAAGAUUAAUGACCAGCAUCGGUCUCCUUGGACCAGCUCUCUUCAUUUUCCUUUUCGGUUCUGUCGAUCAUCUUGCUCUAGCUGUAUGUUUCAUAUCAAUAUCCCUUGGUCUUUGUGGAUGUAAUUCAUCAGGACACAUGAGUAACCAUGCCGACGUAGCACCUAAUCAUGCAGGAAUCACAUUUGCUGUUUCAAACACUUUGGCAACCUUGCCUGGCAUGGCAGCAGGACCUUUGACGGCAGCAAUGGUGGAUGCUUCUGGCCAGUGGACGUUGGUUUUCAUGGUUGCUUCGUUGGUCAACGUAGGGGGCGCUGUUAUCUAUUUCAGUCAAAGCUCAGCCAGCCAAGUGUUGUAGAUGCACCUGAUUUCUUUAGUAAAUGUUGCAAUUUAUUACUUUAAGAACAAAGGCAUUGUACUAUGUUUUAUUUUUAACGUUUUAUGUCUACUUUGAAGUGGCCAGUUUUAUUUCAAAGCUUCCCAUUGCGUGCAGACCCAUAUCUAAUCCUCCUUCAGACAUCAUUGCCCCUUGCAAUCAAUAGAACUAUGAAUAACCUGUGUGGGUAGAUAACACAUCCUUUUGCUCCUUUAUGGCAAGUAGUGAUUGCCACCAAGUUUGUCCUUUGAAUAACAACUACAAGGUACGAUAAUGUCUGAAUGUUACUGAUCUGCCACUAGUUAUAACUGGACGGAACUUAGAUGGUGCGUAGUACCUCACAAUGCAAGGUAUGCUAUUAUUUGUAUUGCGAUGUAUCAUACAUCACAAUUCUGCUAUGAGAAUAAAACGUGUUACCUAUUGCAACUUGUCAAACUUGUCAAAAGUUCGCAUUUGCAUCUUUUAGCAGGAAUCUCGCUAAAAGGGUGCUUUGUGUCAUCAGGUUGCAGCCUUCCUGUGGUGCACCUCCCAUUGUUUUGUCAAUGUUGACUGCGAUGAUAUGUAUGAAAACCUGCUCACAGGAUUCUUGUGGGAAAGGUGCAGCUCUAACUUUUAACAAGGCGUGAAUAUAAAUUUUCAAUAACAAGUUACUGAUUGGGUGAUUUCAAUUCCGUUGUUGGUGUUGGAAUUUGGAUUGCUUCCCCUAGUUCCAAAACCUAUUCUGAGUUUGUAAAACUAAUCCAGAUCACACCAUUGACAUCUCAACAACAAUUGAGUGACUUUUCAGGAUCAUCUUCACUUCACAAAAAUUGACCUAACACCAACACCACAAGGUCAACACUGAACUUGAAAACACCCAUUGCCUAUUCCAAUCUAUCACAAAUGGUGAUAACGUAUGAAUUCCAUGUUACUGAAUACCACUGGUGAUUGUUAGGGUAAUCCAUUCAAAGUGAUCAUGGCAUCUUAAAGCACCUUUUAACUUUGUUAUUCAUUGUGUUACAAUGACUGCUCUACAGGGUGACUUGGACCAUUUAUGACUAAUAGAACAAAAAUUGAGAUUGAAUAGGUCAGGGAUUUUUCACAGAUUAUAGUCUGACUAAAAAUCACACUUAAGUUCCCUAGUUGCCUGUGGGAUAUACCUCUUCUUUGUGGUAUAUAACUCAUCAAUUCGUUUGUUGAGAUGAUCCUCAUGGGAUGCGUUCUUCUGUAUAUUCUCAUUGAGAUUACUAAUAGAAUUUCAUGUGCAUGUCAGUAUGUAAGCAUGACUUUAAGAUAGACUUAAAUAUCUGUGAAUCACAUUUCUGUUUUGGAGCUUUGACCUCCUGUACGAAGAUGCAUCUAACACAGGGCUAGACAAUCAAACAGUAUUUUACCUGGAACAGGUUACAACUAUGUGGUUGGUCUUUGAAAAGGCCCAUUUGGUUUGGUGGCCAUAAAUUUCAAAGAAACGAGAUGAAAUAGAGAGGCAGAAGAUUGAAGAACGAUCUGCAUCAUUAUUUUUCAGGAUAUUGAUUGCUUAAUUGGACUAUUAUCUUCAUAAUUCAUAAGCUCAAAUUCACAAAGGUAGUUCUGAAAACCGUUGGUUGAACCCAUGGGUUAUGCAGAUUUCCUGUAUGAAUUACGCUGAAUUUACUGUGAAUAUUAAGAAAUGGCCAAUACUGAUCCACACAUUUUAGUCAUGCGUCUACUGUAGUUGGCUCAACCAUGGCAACAAGUGUCAGGUUAGUGCAGUGUGACAAAAGCGUGCAUCAGCAUUAGACAAUACAGGAAAUCUGCAUAAAUCAUGGGUUCCACGAAUGGUUUUAAAAACCACAUUUGUGAAUUCCGGCCAUUUACUCUGAAAUAUUUUGAAUUUUUACUGUUCAAAAUGUAUAAUUACUAAAUACACAUAUUAUCUUUUUUGCAGUAUAUUGUACCCCCCUUUCUUUGAAUACUGCAGGUAAUUAUUGAAAGUAUUCUUUCAAUUCAAUAUCUUAUGUUG